Messenger RNA from Podarcis raffonei (Aeolian wall lizard), 8277 nucleotides. It is a transcript of the gene BBS9, whose product is annotated as Bardet-Biedl syndrome 9. NCBI's taxonomy places the organism in Eukaryota, Metazoa, Chordata, Lepidosauria, Squamata, Lacertidae. The transcript has 22 exons. Bases 365 to 2998 code for a protein of 877 amino acids. Gene Ontology annotation, biological process: cilium assembly. The record is from RefSeq and is a predicted model, not a curated record. Gene Ontology annotation, cellular component: membrane; BBSome.
CCCCCCAUUCCUUCCUUGUAAUAACAGCUUCUGCUUGGCGUAGUUCUCCCCCCUCCCGCUCCCCUAUCCAUCCAUCUCUCUCUCUCUUUAUUUGCGUCUUUGCUUAUUUCCCUCAUGGGUCCCGUUAGCAUCCUCCUUCCCCAAAGGUAGCGCCGCGAGAGGGUGCUUGUGACCAGGACGUCGGCGCCCUGUCUCGGCCCCCCUGCCAGGCAAACGGCGCUCUUGCGGCCCGUGAGGGAGUCUCGGGAUGAGGCGCUCGCCUUAAUGCGCAGCCGGCUCCCUGCUGUGGAUCUGCGGGAGGAGGGCGCAGGUGAGGAGAAGAAAAGGGUUUCCCAAUGUUGGGAAUAGUCAGGGCUGAAGGAGAAUGUCUUUAUUUAAAGCCCGUGACUGGUGGUCUACAGUGGUGGGCAACAAAGAAGAAUUUGAUCAAGGAUGUUUAUGUGUUGCAAAUGUUGACAAUAGCAGCAGUGGACAAGAUAAAAUAAUUGUGGGCAGUUAUACAGGGUUCCUUAGACUCUACAAUCCCCAUCCUAUGAAACCUGGAGAUGCUGUGCAAGCUGAAGAUUUGCUCUUGGAAGUGCAGUUACCUGAGCCAAUACUUCAAGUGGAAGUAGGAAAAUUUGUUUCUGGUAUAGAACUGUUACAUCUGGCUGUAUUACACCCUAAAAAAUUGUGUGUAUAUGCUGUCUCAGGAAGCCGGGGAAACAUUGACCAUGGGAACCAAUAUCAGCUAAAGCGUAUGUACGAGCACAAUCUUCAGAGAACAGCCUGCAACAUGACUUAUGGGCCAUUUGGAGGCAUAAAAGGUCGUGACUUGAUCUGUAUACAGUCUGUGGAUGGAAUGCUUAUGUUAUUUGAACAAGAAAGCUAUUCAUUUGGCCGUUUUCUACCUGGUUUUCUUCUUCCUGGUCCGCUGACAUAUAGCUCUCGAACAGAUUCCUUCAUUACUGUCUCUUCCUGCCGGCAAGUUGAGAGUUACAAGUACCAAGUGCUUGCAUUUGCAAAGGACGCUGAGACCCAAGAAAAUGAGCAACAAAAGCGUGGGUCAGGAAAAAGGCUUGUGGUGGACUGGGUUUUAAACAUUGGAGAACAAGCGUUGGAUAUAUGUGUUGUUUCUGUCAACCAACUUGUUUCCAGUGUGUUUGUGCUUGGGGAAAGAAACUUCUUUUGCUUUAAGGAUAACGGACAAAUUCGAUUCAUUAAAAAGCUUGACCACAGCCCAAGUUGCUUUCUUCCAUAUUCAGUGUCUGGAGCCGUAGUUAACACUCUAAUUGGAAACCACAGUAGCAUUCUACACGUUUAUCAAGAUGUGACUCUAAAGUGGGCAGCUCAGCUUCCCCACAUUCCUGUGGCAGUAAGAGUGGGGAAAUUACUAGAUUUGAAAGGUGUGAUAGUCACACUGAGUGAUAGCGGUGAUCUACAAUGCUCCUACCUUGGUACAGAUCCAUCUUUAUUUCAAGCUCCAAAAGUUGAGGCUCGGGAUAUAAAUUAUGAAGAAUAUGAUGCAGAAAUGAAUAAACUUCAGAAAAUCAUUAAAGAAGCCAGAAAAAUCAAAGACAUUGUGCCUAAAAUGGAAAAAAAUGAAGAUUUUGCACUUCUUGUGACGGUCUCACCUGAUCUUGAUUCAGUGUCUCAAGCCAUUGAGAGUGAAGUAAAAGCAGAGGUGGUUCCUUCUGUGACAGUAAAGAUCACUGUGGAGGGCAAACAGCCGACACUUGCAAAAUUAUCUGUAUGUGUUCAACCUCCUUUAGCUUUGACUCAUGACAAAUUCACCUUGAAAUUAGAGUCAUCUGUAUCUAAAACAGUUGUACUCUCUGCCUUUCUAAAGGGGAAUAUCUCACCAGCAGAUCUGGAAGGUACUGCUCUAGCUUCAUAUAACACAGCAACAGGUGCACCAAGAGUUUCCCAGUGCAAAUUUCGAUUACCAUUGCGGUUAGUUUGCUCUCCAGCUCAUCCUUCAAAGACAGCAAGCCAGAAGUUAACUAUUGAUACCAACAAGCCUCCAGUCAGCCUUGUUACCCUUUUCCCAGACUUUGCUGAUCAGGCUGAUGAAGACCAGCUAAAUGCUUUAGGAUUUCAAUUAUUAGGUGGCUCCCGAGUCACAUUACUCGCUUCAAAAACAUCGCAGCGCUACAGAAUUCAAAGUGAGCAGUUAGAAGACCUUUGGCUAAUUGUGAAAGAACUCACUGUGCGUCUAGAAGAACAUUUUAGGAAACAAAACUGCAAAGACUUUGCAUGUACUUUUUCUGGCCCAAUCCCUUUACAAGAAUAUUUUGAAAUAAUUGAUCAUCAUUUUGAGCUGCGCUUGAAUGCUACUAAAUAUGAGCAACUAUUAUCUGAAAGAGCCGUACAGUUUAGAGCUAUUGAACGACGACUGCUGACUCGGUUUAAAGAUAAAACCCAGGCUCCUCUGCAACAUCUGGACACCUUGUUAGAGGGAACUUACAGACAGGUAAUAGCUCUAGCAGAUGCAGCUGGAAAAAAUGAAGCCAAUAUGUUCCAGGCGUUCACAAAGUUAAAAAGUGCCACCCAACUGGUAAUUCUGCUGAUUAGCCUGUGGCAGAAACUGAGUGCUGACCAAGUUUCUAUUCUACAAGCUACAUUUUUGCCAUUAACACAGGAUACUCAAGAGCUGGGCUGGGAAGAAAUUGUGGAUGCGUCUGUCUCUCACUUGUUGAAAACGUGUUUGUCCAAGAGUUCGAAAGACCACGCACUGACACUUACCAAUCAGUUGUGUAUCCCCAAGGACACUAAUAAACUGAAGAAACACAUAACCUUGCUCUACGAUAGAUUGGCCAAAGGGGGUCGGAUGUCUCUAAAUACAGACUUUGACUCUCAGCAAACGAUGAUUCCAGCAGGUGCCUGUACUACCAUCCCAGAGGAAAGACCACCCUCACCAGACACUACAACAUUGUUUACCAACCACAGGAACCUCACCAAACAGGAGACUGAAACUGAUUUGCCACAGGAUGAAUUACAGGAAGCAGAAAAGCCAUGAAAAGCGCAAGAGAACCCUCAGGAGGAUUUUUAAAAUCUGUGCAUUUACAAUCCAGCAGGAACAAUUUAUUUUCCUCUGUAGUGAACGCAACCAACCUCAAGAAGGAAGUCCACUAACAGUGCAAAAUGCUUCCAAUUGCAUCCAAGCACCUGGCUAUCCCUUACUUUGACACACUUUCUUAUUAACAGGUUCUGGACCACUUACCAAGCAGUCAUAUAUGUAUGGGGUUAUAAGUGCUCUUUAGAAAUUCUGAUGCUCGAACAAAGACUUUAUAUACCAAGAAAUGCACGUACGCACACAAGCAUUUCAUGCGUAUAUCUCAAUUUUUAAGCCUCUCACUGCCCAGUCUGACUUGAGGAUUGUUAAUUUUGCCCUAAUGUUACAGCUUUGAUAAAAGUUAACAAUCUCCCUGUCCCCCUUCAGCUAAUGAACUAGGUUACUAGACUUACCAUUUAAUAUCCUCAAUAAUACAUAUUUCCCUUUUCCGGCUCCCUCCUGAUGUUAUUCUUGAUAGUAAAAUCUUCAUACCUGGCUUUUGGAAGUUCUGAAACUCAGGGAUAUAAAAAUGAGACUAGUUUAAUUAUUCAUUUAUGUCUCAACCAUAUAUUUUACAGAAUUUCAAAAUCUGAUAUACAUCUGGCAUCUUGGUGGGCAGAUUCAGAGAGUGGUUUGAUUUUAACUAUGUAACUUCAUUUCUCAUAUCUGCCAGUCUCAACUUUCAGGGUUCAAUCCUAAAAUGUUGGUGUUUGGAUAUGAAAUAGCAGAUUUCAUACAAUCUUGAGUUUGAGAGUUGCAGCCCUAAAAGGUCAGGUGUUGGCUCUAAAAUUGAGUAUUUUAUAUACGAUAACAUGCACAAGAAAGCAUUUGAAAGGACUAAUGACGUCAAGAUGAAAACAGGGUUAAUUCAGGAACAUGUACCAUUGUGUGAAAAUAACUCAGGUCUGGCUCCAACACUACAUGCUUUAAUUAAGGCAUAUGCUUCUACUUUUGUUUUGGUCCAGCUGGUGCACCACAGAUUACAAAAUGAACAAGCCACUGAAAGUAUCACUCAAGGAUUGGGUGCAGAGAUAAGCACUACCUGACCCACCUCAGAGUAAGCAUAUAUUGUUGGCAAGGACUAAGUUAUGGGUAAAAUACAGCCUGUUAAUUGCUUUAAAAUAAGCAUAUGCUUAACUCUUCCACUGAAAUAAAUGGGACUUAAAUAUACUUUAUUCUGGCUGGAUCAUGCCCAAAGUCAUUGUCAUUUCCUUCCAUUUUGGGUCCUGUGAAAAAUCACUACGUGACUACCAUUUCUCAUUGUAGAAUUUUGUCUUCUGCAAAAUUGGGCACAAUUCCAAUUCAUCUUUUUCUUCGGCCUGUGAAUACUGGAACAGAAAGCAUCUCAGUCUUAUCUUUGUCAAUUUGUCUGUAAAUUGGCUUGUUUUGAAUGUUCUGCUCAACCCCCAGCAUCCACUUCCUGUUUGUGUUCAGUCAGAUUGGGGUUAGGGUAGCCUAUUUGCUGUGGCUGAUUUAGUAUUCGGCGGAAGUAGUGCUAUAAAGUGAAGUUGUAUCUGUCCCACUUUUUGCUAACUUCAGUUUUUUCUGGUAACUCGCAUUGUAGCUGUAGACUCUUGGCUAGCCAGGUGCCCAUAUUUAGGUUUCUGUUUCUCUGCCCAUAGAGGCCUUUGGGGGAUGUAUUUGGGACUAAGCCCAAAUCAGUGGUGCAGAUUCGCUUAGUGUUAGUUUGUGCAAUAUUACAACCUUUGGAUUUGAAGUCACAGUUCAGCGUUGGCCGCCCCAGAUCUCGUUCUGAUGCAGGAGAUUGGUUGGUUUAUGGCAUCAACACACUUUGGGCAAGCUUUUAUUUGUGUGUCAUAUCUCUUUAGAUGCUGCUUUGUUCUCUUCCUGCUGCUGGAUCUUUGUUUCAACGUGGCUGUCACAGUUUAACAUGUCUUUCGUGGUGAGGGCCUCAUCCUGAGGGUGUGUGGGUAGGACCCAGAUUUUAGGCUACAUUCCUUCCUACGCAUUUUCCUGCAGGAGAAAGUUGGAAACUCAUGAAAUGGACCUGUUGUGUAUUAACGGGAAGCACGUGUGUGUGUGUCUUUCCCUGUUUCAGGGACCACUGAACAUCCAGGGGGAACUAAUCAAUUCCCUAAGCUCUUCAGUUUAAACAUUAAACACAGUUCUAAAAGCCUCUUUUGUGGUCACAGUUCUCUUCCAGAUAAUUCUGAUAAAAUGUCCUAUUUUGCCACUCUUUAUUGUUGCAUGUGAUGGCGUGCCUGCGGUUACUUUAUUUUUAAAAAUGAUAGUGGUGCUUGAUUUCUUCCUGAGCAACUUCUUUAGAAUUUUAAAUGUCAUUGUUUUUCAGAAGAAUUAGGUCAGUGUUUCACAGAAGUACCGGUAAAAAAUAGAAUGAGCAACUGAAACCAAAAACACUCCCCUACACUGCGCUCCAGCUAUAGUGGAAAGGACAGGUGGACUUGGGGAAGAAAAGAGGUCUGUUACAUUGGUGUCAUUCCCCUGGUGUGGUAGACCUGGGUCUGGGCUUUGAGUUAACACUAUGUGUCUGAACAUUCCUCCAUAUUACCCCGUGUCAAAGAUACUGUGUCAGGGAGAAAAUUCCAGUCUAGCCUUUGCCUUGAUAUCAAACUUCAUAUAUAUAGAAAGGCUUUUUUGUGAGAAAGUUUGCCAUCAUGAGAGACUCCACUUGCAGGUUGAAUUGUUGCCACUUUCAUUAAGACCAUUGCAAAAGAGGCUAGGGUCAAGCAAAUGCUUUGCCCAACUUCAUAUCGAAAGACUAGAAGCAGAACUACCAACUUCCAUGAUGUUCAAGUCCAUUUUCUCCCCAGGAACAACUAAUGCAGUAAUAUAUCCCAUAGCCACAAUUGCCAGCAGAAAGCUCCAGAUUAGAGAUCGGAAUAUCCCACGCCCUUUUAACAAUUAAAAGCUGUCACCAACAUGGAAAAAGGGGUGUCUCCCCGCCUAGGGAUGUGGGUGAUUUAAUGUUGCAAGCUUUGUGAGAAGAUGUAAAAAUAAAAAUCCUACCUCAGCUGGGCAGCUAAGCCUCUGCAUUUGCAUGUAAAGCAGUGGAGGCGAUCAGACGAUGCGCAACCAUUUCCUGGAAAGGUCUCACUAGCUCAUUCCACUUGUAACCCUAAGCCAACCCUUGGUUUAACACAAUGAGCAAACGUGUGGGUUCCUGGAAUCAAGAUCGCAGCCUCGGGUCCCCUCCCUUGGUCCUGCUGCAGACAUGCUACUCAGGACCAAACUGUGGCUUAGCUGAGUGUAACUUGUAAACUGGGUCACCACCUGUGAUGGAUAUAGAAUAUCUGUAAAACAGGCUAAGUUGGCUGAUUCUGUAAAGUAAGAGUUUGGGGCUUUUAAAAAUGGAAGCAGGCCAACGGAGACUCGGUUUUGUCACAUACAUAUCAAUGUUAGUUUUCUUUGAUUCUAAGCAUAAAGUUAGUGAAGCGUGGUAUGGAAUUUCUAUUGAAAUUCAGGAGAGUCCCUUAGGAACGUUUUACUGUUCUCAAACAUUUAUGACAGGUAUGCACAAGAUGUCCUCUCUGGGUGGGACACCAGUUGUGUAUUGUGAAUCCUCGGGUGUUUGGUCUAAAGCACCUGCAUUUAUGGCCCCAGCUGGACUGGAUAACAGUAUCUGUAAAACAGGUGGAAGCCUUCAGUACAUGGUUGGUGUAGCACACCCAAGGGCCACAACUUGUGCAGUCUUGGCUUCCGAUGUGAAUAGAAAUAGUGUGAGAACACCAGGCAGUUACAGAGUUCCCAUUCACAUCAGGACAACAUACUAGGCAGAACUACAGUAUUUAUAAAGAAAUAAAGAAAAUGCGAAUUAUUCAUGGAUAAAGUAUGAGUAGUAAUAACACAUGGAGGUCUUUUACCUUUUUGAUAAGAUGGAGCAAUUAAUUACAUACACGAGUUCAUUUAGGAGGCAGGAGGCAGUGCAGGUGAGUCACCAUUUUCAUUUCCCUUGGCUGUGUGGAUGAAAGUAGCUCAAAGGACUUUGCCAUUUGUAGCAUAGAUAAUAACGUAACAGAAUGCCCUCCAACUUAAUAUCUGUUACAGUGUGAUCCUCUUGACUGCCAAAAACAGGAAAGUCAAAGCCAAAUGUGUUUAAAAAUUAAAUAUAAGCCAAUUUGCUCAUUGGGUGGAGGGUGGGGGCUGCUGUGCAAAAGUCAGCACCCAUGUUUCUGAACACAGUGAAGAAAAUACUGCUAAGUGUGGGACUCUGAAGCGAUAUUAAGUUGGUUACAUAGCUAAUAAAGAGGUCACAAUCCUUAGUGUAAAUUGAAUUUUCUUGUGUUAGUUAUUUAUAUUUUCAGUAAGGGAUAAGAAUAUAUUUUUAAAAAAUGUUCAUUUACAAUCAGACAAGCUUUAAAUAUGCAGAAUGGGUGUUAACGUCAUCAACUUAUUUAAAAAGUAUCCUCUAUUUUUAUGAGAUGCUUGUACCAAAACAAAUGUUUGUCUUUGUCAAAUAUAUUAUAGGCAUAUAUAAAUGUAGGAAUUGUGAGCAAAGUGUUUUAUGUUCUAGCCAAUUCAUCGCAGAUGCUAACUUGAUAUAGUUUGAACUUUCUACCGUUUUUCAAAAGUAUUUUCUAACUUGCAUCCUUCAACAAAAAUGUCCAAUUUCGAUUUCUUUAAAGAGCUGAAUAUUAUGUAGUCAUUGAUUGCUGAAGAAUAUUUGUCCAAGGCUAUGAUCCACAGAGCAGGUAAGCAUGCAAAGUUGCAUCGACGUUGGCUGAGUUAUUUAAUGGCAUGAAAAGCCUAUUCCACAAAUCAGUUAAAUCAAAACAUUUAAAAUGAUGUUAUCUAAGUUGUGGAGGGAGAUGAAGGGAGGUUUAAGAGCUACUAUACAGCGUUCUGUUAUUUGUGGAUUGUGCUAUAAUAACUAUUUCUAGUCUGCCUUUCCAUUUUACAGCUGUUACUAACGUAAAGCAAUUCAUUUGUAGACAGAACAUGGACUUGUUACAUUGUCCACAAUUCUGAACUACAUUAAAACCUGCAAAUUGUUUUUGCUAUUUUGCUAUCAAAAUAGUAUUAGGCAAAGAGUAAUACAUGUCUUUUUCUAUUAGAUUUUAUUUCAAUAAUACAAGGUUUCUUAUUGUCAUCUAUAGUUCUGUAUUAGGUGUACACUUGUUAUUUUUGUUGUUAUAUAUGGAGAAUAAUUUACUGCCACAAACCAAAGGAUGUUGGGCGAGGAUAAUUUUCAUGUUAAAUCUGUAAGUAGAAAUAUACCAUUAUUUAUGUACUGUGCUAAAUAAAAUAUUGUCUUUAUCAAAACA